AUGUCCAAGUCAUACACCACCGCACAAACGACAGAGGUGUCCAACCCUCGCCUCCGUCUGCUCAAUAAGCUCCGGGCAAAUGAGUACCCCUUGAUGACCUUCGUUGCCAUCCCAUCCGUCAGGCAAGCCCAGAUCGUCGCCCUGACCGGCCUCGACGGCAUCAUCAUCGACUGCGAGCAUGGCCACAUCGGCGACGACGCAAUGCACAACUCUGUAGCCGCCAUCUCUGCCUUGGGCGUCUCCCCCAUCAUCCGCAUUCGCGGCCCAGCACACGACAUCCUCAAGCGCGCGCUCGACACCGGCGCCCACGGCGUCAUGGUCCCUCAGAUCAACACCGCCGAGGAGGCCGAGCAGGUCGUCGCGAGCUCCAAGUUCCCACCCCAGGGUGUCCGCGGCCAGGGAUCUGCCUUCCCUGCCAUCGGCCACGGUCUCACACCCCCCGAGUACAUGAAGUCCGCCAACGAGACCAUCAUCACCAUGGUGCAGAUCGAGACCCGCGCCGGUGUCGAGAACGUCGAUGCAAUCGCUGCCGUCCCCGGUGUCGACCUCGUCUUCAUCGGCCCCAACGAUCUCGCCCAGGCUCUCUUGGGAUACGUCCCUGCGAGGGGCGAUGAGCCCGAGUUCGUGGCUGCCAUCGACAAGAUCGAGAAGGCUGCCAGGAAGCACGGAAAGUGGUUCGGAAGGAUGGUGAACAACGGCUCCGCGGCCAAGGCUGAGAGGUCGAAAUACGACACCGUUGCCAUCACUGGCGACACCAAGGCCAUUCAGAACUGGUACAUCUCUGAGUUCGAGAUCGCCAGGUCAUAGAGUGCGUGUUGUGCUUUUAACGUCACGGUCAUGAU
Molecule: messenger RNA, 842 nt
Organism: Aaosphaeria arxii CBS 175.79
Lineage: Eukaryota; Fungi; Ascomycota; Dothideomycetes; Pleosporales
Product: Phosphoenolpyruvate/pyruvate domain-containing protein
Exons: 1
Coding region: 1-807 (268 amino acids)
Cellular component (GO): cytoplasm
Molecular function (GO): aldehyde-lyase activity
Source: RefSeq, a predicted model, not a curated record